AUUGUCAUGGGGGUGGAGCUUGGUGGAACACAGUAGCAAGUCGUGUUCCUGUGUCGGCGUGGGGGCGUGGUUUUCUUGUACGCACCCGGUAAUUCCGUGCCGGUAUUGUGUGUAUUGCUGGGCGAGAGAGGAGCAUCAGAGGGGACCGAGGAGAGACCGCACCGGAGGAAAGAGGAGGAGAAGAGAUCGGUGUGGAGGUGACAAGGGGGACUUCAGGUGUUAUCGUGUUUUUUGUCUCUCCUUUCUAACUUUGAGGCUUUCAUCCUGACCAAGAAGCAUCAUGAGCGUUGGAUUUAUCGGCGCGGGCCAGCUCACAUAUGCCCUUGUGCGGGGCUUCACCGCUGCAGGGGUGCUGGCAGCACACAAAAUCACAGCGAGUUCCCCCGAAACUGAUCUGCCCACUGUAUCUGGACUAAGGAAACUGGGUAUAAAUUUCACCAACAGUAACAAGGAGACUGUGAAGAACAGUGAUGUCCUUUUCCUGGCUGUAAAACCUCCGAUCAUUCCCUUUGUGCUGGAUGAGAUUGGCUCCGACAUUGAGGACCGUCAUAUGGUGGUGUCCUGCGCUGCCGGUGUCACUAUCGGCUCUAUAGAGAAGAAACUGAACAUGUUUCACCCAGCUCCCAGAGUCAUCCGCUGCAUGACCAACACCCCUGUAAUCGUACGUGAAGGGGCCACGGUAUACGCUGCAGGGACCCACGCAGGGGUGGAAGACAUAAAGCUUCUGGAGCAGCUGAUGCAGAGUGUGGGGUUUUGCACAGAGGUGGAGGAAGAUCUCAUUGAUGCCGUGACCGGAUUGAGUGGAAGUGGACCUGCCUACGCAUUCACAGCUCUGGAUGCUCUGGCGGAUGGAGGCGUGAAGAUGGGUCUGCCCAGAAGGCUUGCAGUUCGUCUCGGUGCUCAGGCCAUGCUGGGGGCUGCAAAAAUGCUUCUUGAAUCGGAACAGCAUCCCGGGCAGUUGAAGGAUAACGUUUGCUCACCAGGGGGCGCUACCAUUCACGCUCUGCACUUCUUGGAAAGCGGAGGAUUCCGGUCCCUUCUUAUCAAUGCUGUGGAAGCAUCCUGCAUCAGGACCAGAGAGCUCCAGUAUUACGCAGACCAGGAGAAGAUCCCAGCAGCCGCCAUCAAGAAAACGACGCUCAGUAAAGUGCAGCAAGAAUCUCCAUCAAUUUCCACCGCUUCCCACGGGGUGAAAGUCAGUCUGUUCAACAACAAGUCACCGGGAGCCCGAAAAUUCUGAGAAUGGGGUCAACUAUUCCAGAGCAAAGCCAUGGACCAGCUGGAACGGGAAGGACAAGGGUGUGCAUGUCAGGCCAAGAGAUCCCCCUUAUAUGGGCCUAAUGGGCUAAGAGCCCGCCCACUGUGACAGCUGUGAUUGGUUCUCAGCAGUUCUCUGGUUUAUAAUGGAUUUGUAUGCAGAACACGUCGGAUGUCGGCAUGGCUGUACACAUCCAUUGUGGCCUUCACACAUUCCUAAUAACCUUUUUCAUCGGCCUGUAAACACUCUCCUGGCUGCUCAAGCGGCUGGGAGUUUAUUUACAUUUUCACAGCCACAUGUUGGUUGGUGUGUGUGUAAAAGCGGGAAAAGCGCCAUCUAGUGGCCAAAUGCAAAAUCUGCAU
Molecule: messenger RNA, 1620 nt
Organism: Rana temporaria (common frog)
Lineage: Eukaryota; Metazoa; Chordata; Amphibia; Anura; Ranidae
Gene: PYCR1
Product: pyrroline-5-carboxylate reductase 1
Exons: 8
Coding region: 281-1240 (319 amino acids)
Biological process (GO): L-proline biosynthetic process
Molecular function (GO): pyrroline-5-carboxylate reductase activity
Source: RefSeq, a predicted model, not a curated record